Messenger RNA from Phacochoerus africanus (Common warthog), 1225 nucleotides. RefSeq names its product G protein subunit alpha transducin 3 (gene GNAT3). Lineage: Eukaryota; Metazoa; Chordata; Mammalia; Artiodactyla; Suidae. Bases 135 to 1199 code for a protein of 354 amino acids. The transcript has 8 exons. Gene Ontology annotation, molecular function: GTPase activity; GTP binding; G-protein beta/gamma-subunit complex binding. The record is from RefSeq and is a predicted model, not a curated record. Gene Ontology annotation, cellular component: photoreceptor inner segment; heterotrimeric G-protein complex; photoreceptor outer segment. Gene Ontology annotation, biological process: adenylate cyclase-modulating G protein-coupled receptor signaling pathway; detection of chemical stimulus involved in sensory perception of bitter taste; sensory perception of sweet taste.
UCUUAGGGAGUGAGGGAAUGCACUGUUGGUACUUCAGCAGAGCACUGCUCUUGCAUCCUAUGUCCAAACAAGAGCUGUGCUCUACAUUUUAAAAAGUUUGAGCAAAUAAACUGACAAGUAUCUAACACUACAAGAUGGGAAGCAGCAUUAGUUCAGAAAGCAAAGAGUCUGCCAAGAGAUCAAAAGAAUUGGAGAAAAAGCUUCAGGAAGAUGCUGAGCGAGAUGCAAGAACUGUCAAGUUGCUGUUAUUAGGAGCAGGAGAAUCUGGAAAAAGUACCAUUGUGAAACAAAUGAAGAUCAUCCAUAAGAACGGUUACAGUGAGCAAGAAUGCAUGGAGUUCAAAGCAGUAAUUUACAGUAAUACGUUGCAAUCCAUCUUAGCUAUUGUGAAAGCCAUGGCUACCCUUGGGAUUGAUUAUGCAAAUCCCAGAAGUGCAGAAGACCAACGCCAACUUCAUGUGAUGGCAAAUACCCUGGAAGAUGGCAGAUUGACACCUGAAUUGGCUGAGGUAAUAAAACGACUGUGGAGAGAUCCAGGAAUUCAGGCCUGCUUUGAAAGGGCAUCUGAAUAUCAACUCAACGACUCAGCAGCUUACUACCUAAAUGAUUUGGACAGAAUAGCAGCUCCUGGAUAUGUCCCAAAUGAGCAAGAUGUUCUACAUUCUCGAGUAAAAACAACUGGAAUCAUUGAAACUCAGUUCUCAUUUAAAGACUUGCAUUUCAGAAUGUUCGAUGUAGGUGGGCAGAGAUCUGAGAGAAAGAAAUGGAUUCACUGCUUUGAAGGCGUUACAUGCAUUAUAUUUUGUGCCGCACUCAGUGCUUAUGACAUGGUCCUGGUGGAAGAUGAAGAAGUGAACAGAAUGCAUGAAAGCCUUCACCUGUUCAAUAGUAUCUGCAAUCACAAGUACUUUGCAACCACCUCCAUUGUCCUGUUUCUCAAUAAAAAAGAUCUCUUUCAAGAAAAAGUAACCAAAGUGCAUCUUAGUAUCUGCUUUCCGGAAUACACUGGUCCAAAUACAUUUGAAGAUGCAGGAAACUACAUCAAGAACCAGUUUCUAGACCUGAAUUUAAAAAAAGAAGAUAAGGAAAUUUAUUCCCACAUGACCUGUGCUACAGAUACUCAGAAUGUCAAGUUCGUGUUUGAUGCAGUUACAGAUAUAAUAAUCAAAGAGAAUCUAAAAGACUGUGGGCUUUUCUAAUCAAUCCUUUCUAAUUCUACUCUUGC